GAUCGAGCCGUGACCAGAUAAUGACAUCUCUGAACGAUUUCGUUCUUAUUUUCGUCCGCGUUUGUCGCAUCACGUCAAGCGGAUUCAGGACAGGGCCGAGACACGCUGGAAACGACCACGCUUCUCUCUCGAUGUCGGGGACUGAGGGACACCCACGAGACAGGGGCACGAAAAAGCGACGAGUCGUUAUGCGUGGAAGAGGAAAGAAACGUCUCGAGGAUGUAUUGCGUGUUCAGCAGCGCGAGGGAGAUUGUGUCGAAACGAAAUACGGUUCAAGGGGAGAAACACGGAAAAACCGCGAUAUCUUUUCUUCGAAACCACGUUCAAAGAUCCCGAGGAUAAUUUGAUGACUGUCCAACUUCGGCGGCAGUCCGGGGUCAUCGUCAAUCAUAACCACGAGGUUAUCACCGGACCAGCAAAGGUGGGGAGAUUUUUGUCCGUAGACGUCGACGUUCCGCGGUAUUCACUGUCGUUGGAGCAUCGAAAGCGAACGAUCCUGACGAUCGUAGUCGGCCCAAAGGGAAUCGCGCGUGUGUGACUGAAGAGGGAGAGGCACAGGAGGCCAUCCGCCGGCAAGGAUAAAUAAGUAUUAAUAAUAAUAAUAGAAACGAAGGAUGGAAAAGAAGAAAAGUCUGAAGCGGGUGUUCCGAAGGAGUUUCAGUGAAACGUCGCAGAGGCGGAAAGUCUGCUGGCUUUACGGACUUGCGGCGAUUAUAAGCAUCGCGAUAUUUUCACUGUUUUGGUGCACCAACAUUUUCCGCGACGCGAUUCUCUCGAAUUUGGUGAUUCGAAACGGAACCGCUUCUUUUCUGUUUUGGCAGCGGCCACCAGUAAGCCUCCUCGGGAAGAUCUAUAUUUUCAAUUACACGAACGUCGAGGAGUUCCAAAACGGGAACGCGGAUAAAUUGAAGGUAGAAGAAGUCGGACCGUACAUAUACCGGGAGACUCUCAGUCGAACGAACGUGCAGAUGAACGAUAAUGGGACGGUGACGUAUCAGGAGAAAAGAAGCUACGAAUGGGUCGGCGGAGAAUCAGAGACCGACAGAAUCGUCGUGCCGAACAUGUUACUGAUGUCCACCCUCGCCUAUUCUCGUAAUCUUAUCUACCUGGUUCAGAUUGGACUGACGGUGGUCUUGUCGAAGCUGCGAACCGAAACGUUCCUCGGUUUAUCGGUUGGCGAGUACCUCUGGGGUUACGAGGACGAGCUGUUCAAAAUGGUCAAGUCGGUCGCCUCGUUGAAGGAGCCCGUGCCUUUGGACAAGUUCGGGAUUCUCGCGAUUAAAAACGGUCUGAACACGGAUCGCAUCACUAUGCACACGGGUGUCGACAUGCGCAGCUUGGGACUGAUACAGAGUGUCAACGGUUUGGAGAACCAUCAUACGUGGGGAGAUGACAGCUGCGAUCGAAUUGAUGGUACCGAUGGUAGCAUGUUCCCACCGCAGUGGAUCGAGGAGCCUAAUACGAAUUCGACUGUUUAUAUAUACGCGAAGGAUGUCUGUAGGAGUCUACCCUUUCGCUAUGAACGUCGAAGCUUCACGAACGGUAUACCCACCUUGAGGUACAAAUUACCGAGCGAUAUUUUCGCCACGAACAAAGAUUCGUGUUUCUGUUCAAAGGAAUCGGCCGAUUCGUUAGAAAGAAGGUGCCCUCCAGCUGGAACGUUCAACGUUUCCGCUUGCAAGCAAGGCACGCCGUUAGUGGUUUCUUUCCCGCACUUUUAUGCGGGAGACGAAUCGCUGUUUAAAAAGAUCGACGGUCUCUCGCCUAGGCGAGAUCGUCACGAAAGCUACAUUGAUCUCCAUCCGCGACUGGCGGUAACGGUGAACACCAGACUGAGGUUGCAGCUGAACCUGGAAGUGAGGAAAGCUGUUGGCAUGCCCUUUUCGGGGAAGCUCGAGGAUGGCCUCAUCCUUCCGCUGAUAUGGGUAGACAGCACGAUAGACGAUAUGCCAGAAUCAGUUCUGGAAAUCCUUCACCGUAGUUACUACUUGGUGAACGCAGUCGAAGCGGGUUUUCAAUGGUGUAGCCUGGUCUGCGCGGUUCUCUCGUUUGGUGCUCUCAUCGCGGCUUUGACAAGAGAUGACGAGAGGUCAUCGAGCAAAUCGUCGAAACCGGAUCAACGAACCGAACUCGAUCGAUUUUAAAUCGAAAUCAAUUUCGAUCUCAUCCUUGGACUCAUAUUCCGUAUUGCGAGAACGCAGUGAAUGCUCAGUGAAUUCCAUUUCGCGGACUCAUACGUAAUACGAAUAGUUCGCGUAGCGAACUUUUACUAUUACAUAGUUCGGUUAAACUGGAGAAAUUCAUUCUGGUUCAUUUCUGAGCCGCGUGCAUCGUAAUAUUCUCUUGCGCGUAAAUGGUUUCGUGAUCGCGAUCGCGAUAGCGAUCCGAUUGCACGAAUUACGUUCAGCGAAUCACAGUGCCUUUCUACAUGCCGAUAACCCAGGUCGCAUCGUACGACACCAUCCGGCAAACCGAGAUAAGCGGACUCACUUUGUUUUUUCUUACCUCUAUCGCAUGCGCUCCUCGACUUAUGACUUACGGCUACGUACGUCACACGGAUUCAAUUAACCAGCGAUUAUCUGUUGUACAUAAUUUUAUUGUCAGUUUCCACGAUGUUGUUUGAAAUUAUCUGGAAUGGACCCGA
Messenger RNA from Ceratina calcarata, 2644 nucleotides. RefSeq names its product scavenger receptor class B member 1. Gene Ontology annotation, cellular component: cytoplasm; membrane. The transcript is spliced from 5 exons. NCBI's taxonomy places the organism in Eukaryota, Metazoa, Arthropoda, Insecta, Hymenoptera, Apidae. The record is from RefSeq and is a predicted model, not a curated record. The coding region runs from base 615 to 2144 and encodes 509 amino acids. Gene Ontology annotation, molecular function: scavenger receptor activity.